AUGGCCAUGUUUAUGCACGGAACUGCCGACACGUGGACAGGUAUUCACCUGGUAUCAGUAGCUGGACGACUAGCAGAAAUGAUGGGCUGGAAUCGCAACAUUUCAUAUCUUAGUACCCAGCCCCAGCAAAGAGACGAAUAUUUACGGACGUUCUGGGUAAUUUUUAUUUUCGAUAUCACCGAGUCGAUGAAAUCUGGCUUACCGCCUUCUCUUGACUCCAGCAGUUUCUCUUUGCCACUCCCAAGUGGUGAUUCAUCGGACAGAGUUGGCAUCUUACAAGUAUCUGGAGGCGUUGAAAUCAGCCUCAUAAGAUGCAGAGCCGAACUUGCACUUAUUCAGUCAAAGAUAUUCAAGCAUUUAUUAUCCGAGGAUGCCCUGCAAAAAAAGUCUCAAUGGCCUACAUACUACACUAGCAUGGUUAAGCCGCGAACUGGAAGAGUGGAGGAAAACUGCAUCUGGAAGCUACGGGCAGCAUAUACCAGCCUCUAUAACGGCGUCUUCGGUGUUGUGCAGCCAAAUGAUCUCGAACUUACGGAGAGUGAAUUCGAUUUUGCAUCUUUGUCGAUAACAUGCAUAGUCGUAGCUCGUGCUACCCUCGGUCUCAUGCGAACAGUAUAUUUGCAGCCAUUUACCUAUAUUUGGCGAACAAUAUGUUAUCCAAUAACUGCCUGUAUUACGCUACUGGCUAGUAUUCUUGAUGAUCCAACCAGUCCCGAUGCCGAGUUGGACGCUGAUCUCAUCAAAGAAUUUGUCCACUGUUUAAAGGAGCUGGGAGGCAUUAACAGAUGUGCUAUCGAUGAAACGCUCGCAGGUUGCUCAAAAUUUCUCGAUAUAGUGGCUGUUGCUAUUCCUAAAAGAAGUGGCGUGGUUCACAGGACAGAUGAUGGCGGGGUUUCAAGAGAGCAAGCAGAGGUAAUAUACAUCAUCUAUCCUGGAGACCGAGCUAAUGGACCGCUACAGCGCGUACGAUUUCAACUCUCGGUGCACAGUGAUCAUAUGCUUCUUGCUCAAGGACUCAUUGGGAACAUGCCGUCCCUAUGCAGGGAGGCGACUCUUAUAUUUUCGGGUCCAGCUGGACCUUUAAAUUUAGGUGAAGAGUUCGGACUUUUCGUCCCGAAGCUUCUCAAACCAAAGACAUUUAACUUUGAAUAUGCCUAA
Molecule: messenger RNA, 1158 nt
Organism: Trichoderma harzianum CBS 226.95
Lineage: Eukaryota; Fungi; Ascomycota; Sordariomycetes; Hypocreales; Hypocreaceae
Exons: 3
Coding region: 1-1158 (385 amino acids)
Biological process (GO): DNA-templated transcription
Molecular function (GO): DNA binding; zinc ion binding
Source: RefSeq, a predicted model, not a curated record